This is a messenger RNA of Coniosporium apollinis CBS 100218, 456 nucleotides long. RefSeq lists its product as uncharacterized. The transcript has a single exon. The record is from RefSeq and is a predicted model, not a curated record. Bases 1 to 456 code for a protein of 151 amino acids. NCBI's taxonomy places the organism in Eukaryota, Fungi, Ascomycota, Dothideomycetes.
AUGGCGGACACAGAUGGGGUGUAUCACCGCACCACGCUUCCACCGGGCAAGAUGCAGCCGAAGGUGUGGGAGCGGCAGAAGCAGAUCACGCGGGAGACGCUGCCCCCGCAGUUCGUGGAGCUGGUUGAGGAGACGACGAAGCCGCUCGUGCAGGUCAUUACGGACGUGAUCUCCCCUCAGAACGAGUUCUGCGGUGGCAAGGUGGUGCUUAUCGGAGAUGCGCUGGCGGGGUUCAGGCCGCAUAUUGCGGCUAGUACAAGCCAGGCGGCGUCUGACGCCAUGAAAUUGGCGGACAUGCUGGAGGGGAAGAUUGGGAGGGAACAGUGGAGAGAGGAGUCGAUGCGGUUUGCGAGGGUGGUCCAGGAGAGGGGAUUGCAGAUGGGGGAGAGGAGUCAGUUUGGGAGACAUCCGUUGAGUGGGCAUAUUAGGGACCGGAACACGGCGUCGAAGAUGUAG